Xenopus tropicalis (tropical clawed frog) is the source of this 933-nucleotide messenger RNA. It is a transcript of the gene or2t27, whose product is annotated as olfactory receptor family 2 subfamily T member 27. Gene Ontology annotation, cellular component: plasma membrane; membrane. Gene Ontology annotation, molecular function: olfactory receptor activity; G protein-coupled receptor activity. The transcript has a single exon. The coding region runs from base 1 to 933 and encodes 310 amino acids. The record is from RefSeq and is a predicted model, not a curated record. Gene Ontology annotation, biological process: signal transduction; G protein-coupled receptor signaling pathway; detection of chemical stimulus involved in sensory perception of smell. Lineage: Eukaryota; Metazoa; Chordata; Amphibia; Anura; Pipidae.
AUGAGCGGGAAUACCUCGGAAUUCCACCUCCUUGCAUUUCUAAUUUUCAAGGAAUUUCACAUGGGGCUUUCCAUUGGGGUUUUAUUAAUGUACCUAUUGUCUGUUAUAGGAAAUAUGACUAUAAUUAUCAUUGUUUUCAAAGACUCACAACUUCACACUCCAAUGUAUUUCUUCCUGUGCAACUUGGCGUUUCAGGACAUUGUUUAUGUUUCGGCAAUCUUGCCAAAGCUGCUGGUUAUUACAGUAUCUGGCAAUGGCAAUAUUUGCUUUCAAUGCUGUAUUACACAAAUGUUUCUUUUCGCCUUCUGUGUCGGAAUAGAGUUUUUCUUGUUGACUUCCAUGGCUUAUGAUCGUUAUGUGGCCAUUUGUGUUCCUUUGCAUUACACUAUUAUUAUGAACAAGAGAUUAUGUGCUUUGUUGGCCUUUUCGUCCUGGUUCUUUGCUGCUUUAAACUCACUUAUGCACUCUGUAUUAAUAUCUAAUUUGUCAUUCUGCAAUGUCCAGCAAAUCAAUCAUUUCUUUUGUGAUGUGAAGACAUUGCUUUGGCUCUCAUGUGCUGAUACCAGAAACAUUCAACUAUUAAUAUCAGUGGAGGGCAUAGUUUUGGGGUUCAUUCCUUUUCUACUUAUCCUGAUAUCCUACAUGUAUAUCUUAUCUACUAUUCUAAAGAUCAGCGACGCGUCGGGAAGACUGAAGGCAUUUUCCAGCUGCUCUUCGCACCUUAUAGUGGUUGUGUUAUUCUGUGGGACUUUCCUCAGCUUGAAUUUAAAACCAGAGGCUCAUCAUUCUGAAGAACAGGACAAGUUACUGUCUCUAAUUUACAUUGCUGUUGUUCCUGCAUUAAAUCCAUUGGUGUAUAGUUUGAGGAACAAAGAGGUUUUGAGGGCCUUGAAAAAGCAGUUUUUAAAAAAGAUAAAAAUAAAUACAUUUUAA